Messenger RNA from Ectocarpus siliculosus, 825 nucleotides. The record is from the annotation of a GenBank genome assembly. Lineage: Eukaryota; Phaeophyceae; Ectocarpales; Ectocarpaceae.
AUCUCCGAAAUUCUCGUAGAUCAGACCGAGCAUCCCUAGGCGACACGAGCCUUUUGCGGAGCUAUGGCUGCUACUCCAUCGUACGCGUUACGAGGAACCGUCGGGGUGGUGAUCGCGCAUCCAGACGACGAGAGCAUGUUCUUCGCUCCGACGCUAACAACUUUGGGGCGUCGCGGGCAGCGGGCGGCGGUGCUGUGCUUGUCCUCAGGUGAUUUCUACGGGCUUGGUCAAACGCGCAAGCGCGAGCUCGUGAAAGCGUGCGGCGUGCUCGGCGUAGAGGAGGACGACGUCGUGGUCAUCGAACACCCCAAGCUCCAGGAUGGGAGCACGGAGGCCUGGCCUGCAGACGUGGUGUCCUCUCACGUGCACGACUUCGUGCAGAAGUUUGGAAUCCAAACCAUUUUGACGUUCGACGAGGGGGGCGUUUCCGGGCACUCUGACCACACCGCUGUCAACCGUGGCGUUGCGUUGUUUCUCCGGACACGAGCUGUGACCAGACAUACAGCUAGCAUCGCCGAGGGUAGUGGUAGCAGCAGCAGCAGCAGUACUUUAGAUGCAUUCGCGCUGGUGACCACGGGCAUCCUGCGCAAGUACUCGGGCAUGCUUGACAUGCCUUGGUCGCUGGCGACAUCUUACGGGCCGCCCCUUGGGGCGUUUUUCUCUAGCUGCAGCGCAAGGAUAGCCUGGGCGGCGAUGGCAGCACACCACAGCCAGUUCGUUUGGUACCGAAGGCUGUUCGUGAUCUUUUCACGUUACGCCUACGUGAACACGUUUAUACGCAUGCAUGUACCGCCGCCGCCGCUGCCGCCACCACCGCACCGAUGA